Molecule: messenger RNA, 986 nt
Organism: Aspergillus alliaceus
Lineage: Eukaryota; Fungi; Ascomycota; Eurotiomycetes; Eurotiales; Aspergillaceae
Exons: 1
Coding region: 268-423 (51 amino acids)
Source: RefSeq, a predicted model, not a curated record
GCCACGUCGUGCUGCCUCGUUUUCCCUCUUAUACUCGAGGGCCCCAUGCAUCCCAUUUUCUCUUGGUCUAAUAUCCCUUGGAAUGUUUCUGGGGAUUUCUCGAAAUACCUUUACCUUAUCUAUCCAUCUAUCAAUAUCCCAAUAGAUUGAUUUACAAUUGGUCAAUAUAUCCAAUAGUCCUCUCUCUAUCCCUUCAUUGUCAAUCCCGAUCGACAUAUCUCCGCCAAUAAAUCAUUUAUCUCAUAUUUAUAUUAUCAGCGGAAAAAAAUGGUCCAAAAAAACAUCGCCAUCGCAAUCAUCAUCAUCAUCCUCUUCCUCAUCCUCGCCAUCGCCGGCUUUGGAAUCUACGCCAUGCAGAACCACGUAUCAUUCUUCUCGAAGAAGAGGGCCGUCGACGAAGAAAGUGGAGAAGAAGGGGGAUAGUCUAGUCCCCUAGCUUCCGUUACUCAACCUAUCUCACUCGUAUACUCCGCGGCGCCACAAUGUUGCCUCCUCAAUUCGUAUCUCGGGAUCACCCGAUCCGGGGCCAGAUGCCCAUGUGCCCCUACCGAGAACAGACAACAUCUGAGUCGAUAUACUGCUCUUAAUUACCUCCGAUACUUACUCCUCUUAAAUCUUUCUGUGCUAUACAACGACCUAUACGACGUGGGUUUGAUUAUUGAAUCACGACUAUGAUGAAGGACUUUUUUUUAUGCUGUCUAUGGUUAUGUGUUAUGGGUGUGUGCUACGAUUUAUGUUCUUUGUUUGAUUGUUUGGGGUGAACAUUUUUAUCUUCUUGUUGAUGCUUUUUUUGGAAAAGUAUGGUGUGUUUUUGUUGCUAUGUGGUUAUAAUCUGGUUUGGGUUAUGUUGAGAUGAUAUUAUGAUGUGCAUAUUUUAUGUGGAUGGGGUUGUAUGAUAAUAUGCUUAGAUUAUUUAUGAUAUCUUUCUGUUUUCUUGAAUGAGAUAAUGAGAUAAUGAGAUGAAUUUUAUGUCUACGUGAUUGUUG